AUGGCUCAGAUGAGGUCGACUGUCCGAGCGCAGCUCCUCCUGGAGCAAACGUCCUGAAGUGCAGCUUGGGCUCAAAGCCGUGUACUGAUGGAAAAGAGUGCGUUUUGAUCAGCCACAUAUGUGACGGAGAACAUGACUGUAUGGAUGGAUCGGAUGAACAGGGAUGUGAUGCUGCAGACACUGCCACUCCCACUGUUGCAGAAGAUCUCCUCUUAAUUGAAUCUCCUGCACCCACCAAGCCAGCCUGCAUGAGUCCAUCAGUGCGUUGUCCAGGUUCUUCUCUAUGCAUCAGUCCAAAACAGCUUUGUGAUGGAAAGAGAGACUGCCCUGAUGGAUCUGAUGAGAACUGUGUGAAGAGAUGCCCGUACAGGACUGACUUCCGCUGCAAAGACCGGCGGCGCUGCGUCUCCAAAAGUCUGGUCUGUGACGGACGCCCUGACUGCCACGAUGGCUCCGAUGAGGUCGACUGUCCUCCUGCAGCUGGAGCAAACGUCCUGAAGUGCAGCUUUGGCUCAAAGCCGUGUGCUGAUGGAAAAGAUUGCGUUUUGAUCAGCCACAUAUGUGACGGAGAACAUGACUGUAUGGAUGGAUCGGAUGAACAGGGAUGUGAUGCUGCAGACACUGCCACUCCCACUGUUGCAGAAGAUCUCCUCUUAAAUGAAUCUCCUGCACCCACCAAGCCAGCCUGCAUGAGUCCAUCAGUGCUGUGUCCAGGUUCUUCUUUAUGCAUCAGUCCAAAACAGCUUUGUGAUGGAAAGAGAGACUGCCCUGAUGGAUCUGAUGAGAACUGUGUGAAGAGAUGCCCGUACAGGACUGACUUCCGCUGCAAGGACCGGCGUAGCUGCAUCUCCAAGAGUCUGGUCUGUGACGGACGCCCUGACUGCCACGAUGGCUCCGAUGAGGUCGACUGUCCGAGCGCAGCUCCUCCUGGCGCAAACGUCCUGAAGUGCAGCUUGGGCUCAAAGCCGUGUACUGAUGGAAAAGAGUGCGUUUUGUACAGCCACAUAUGUGACGGAGAACAUGACUGUAUGGAUGGAUCGGAUGAACAGGGAUGUGAUGCUGCAGACACUGCCACUCCCACUGUUGCAGAAGAUCUCCUCUCAAAUGAAUCUCCUGCACCAACCAAGCCAGCCUGCAUGAGUCCAUCAGUGCUGUGUCCAGGUUCUUCUCUCUGCAUCAGUCCAAAACAGCUUUGUGAUGGAAAGAGAGACUGCCCUGAUGGAUCUGAUGAGAACUGUGUGAACAGAUGCCGGUACAGGACUGACUUCCGCUGCAAGGACCGGCGUAGCUGUGUCUCCAAGAGUCUGGUCUGUGACGGACGCCCUGACUGCCACGAUGGCUCAGACGAGGUCGACUGUCCGAGCGCAGCUCCUCCUAGAGCAAUCGUCCUGAAGUGCAGCUUUGGUUCAAAGCCGUGUACUGAUGGAAAAGAGUGCGUUUUGUACAGCCACAUAUGUGAUGGAGAACAUGACUGUAUGGAUGGAUCGGAUGAACAGGGAUGUGAUGCUGCAGACACUGCCACUCCCACUGUUGCAGAAGAUCUCCUCUCAAAUGAAUCUCCUGCACCCACCAAGCCAGCCUGCAUGAGUCCAUCAGUGCGUUGUCCAGGUUCUUCUUUAUGCAUCAGUCCAAAACAGCUUUGUGAUGGAAAGAGAGACUGCCCUGAUGGAUCUGAUGAGAACUGUGUGAAGAGAUGCCCGUACAGGACUGACUUCCGCUGUAAAGACCGGCGGAGCUGCGUCUCCAGGAGUCUGGUCUGUGACGGACGCCCUGACUGCCACGAUGGCUCAGACGAGGUCGACUGUCCGAGCGCAGCUUCUCCUGGAGCAAACGUCCUGAAGUGCAGCUUGGGCUCAACGCCGUGUGCUGACGGAACAGAGUGCGUUUUGUACAGCCACAUAUGUGACAGAGAACAUGACUGUAUGGAUGGAUCGGAUGAACAAGGAUGUGAUGCUGCAGACACUGCCACUCCCACUGUUGCAGAAGAUCUCCUCUUAAAUGAAUCUCCUGCACCCACCAAGGCUGCCUGCAUGAGUCCAUCAGUGCUGUGUCCAGGUUCUUCUCUCUGCAUCAGUCCAAAACAGCUUUGUGAUGGAAAGAGAGACUGCCCUGAUGGAUCUGAUGAGAACUGUGUGAAGAGAUGCCCGUACAGGACUGACUUCCGCUGCAAGGACCGGCGUAGCUGCGUCUCCAAGAGUCUGGUCUGUGACGGACACCCUGACUGCCACGAUGGCUCAGACGAGGUCGACUGUACUCCUGCAGCUGGAGCAAACGUCCUGAAGUGCAGCUUUGGCUCAAAGCCGUGUGCUGAUGGAAAAGAGUGCGUUUUGUACAGCCACAUAUGUGACGGAGAACAUGACUGUAUGGAUGGAUCGGAUGAACAGGGAUGUGAUGCUGCAGACACUGCCACUCCCACUGUUGCAGAAGAUCUCCUCUUAAAUGAAUCUCCUGCACCCACCAAGCCAGCCUGCAUGAGUCCGUCAGUGCUGUGUCCAGGUUCUUCUUUAUGCAUCAGUCCAAAACAGCUUUGUGAUGGAAAGAGAGACUGCCCUGAUGGAUCUGAUGAGAACUGUGUCAACACAUGCCCGUACAGGACUGACUUCCGCUGCAAAGACCGCCGUCACUGUGUCUCCAAGAGUCUGGUCUGUGACGGACGCCCUGACUGCCACGAUGGCUCAGACGAGGUUGACUGUCCGACCACAGCUUCUCCUGGAGCAAACGUCCUGAAGUGCAGCUUGGGCUCAAAGCCGUGUACUGACGGAACAGAGUGCGUUUUGUACAGCCACAUAUGUGAUGGAGAACAUGACUGUAUGGAUGAAUCAGAUGAAAAGGAAUGUGAUAAUUCUCCAAUAGAGAAAAUGCCACCCACUAGCCAACCCCCUGUGCCGACCUGCAGCAGCCCCUCUGUGCUCUGUCCCCAUUCUGCUGCUCACCUCUGCAUUUCUCCGAGCCAAUUUUGUGAUGGACGUAAAGACUGUCCUGAUGGCUUUGAUGAAAAGUGCAUCAACAGAUGUCCCUCUCAAACUGACUUCCGCUGCAAAAACCGGCGGAGCUGCGUCUCCAGGAGUCUGGUCUGUGACGGACGCCCUGACUGCCACGAUGGCUCAGAUGAGGUCGACUGUCCUCCUGCAGCUGGAGCAAACGUCCUGAAGUGCAGCUUGGGCUCAAAGCCGUGUACUGACGGAACAGAGUGCGUUUUGUACAGCCACAUAUGUGACGGAGAACAUGACUGUAUGGAUGGAUCGGAUGAACAGGGAUGCCAAGAGAACUGCAAGCAAGGGGAGUUUCAGUGCUCACACGGCAAUAUGUGCAUCCCUGAGGCCCAGGUGUGUGACGGCAAGUGGCAGUGCAGCGACCGGUCCGAUGAACUAGACUGCUGGAAACCUACCAAGAGCUGCGAGCAUCGUUGCGCUGAUGGCAAACGCUGCAUCCCAAAGAAAUUCCUUUGCGAUGGCGAGAAAGAUUGUCUGGAUGGCACGGACGAGGUGGGCUGCGAUACUGUUCCUGCUGAAACGAGAGGGACUCCCGUUAUCACCGGCACGUCAACUUGCAUCAGUCCUUCAGUUCGCUGCCCAGAUUCCUCACAGUGUGUCUCUCCAACUCAGCUGUGUGAUGGGCAAAGAGACUGUCCUGAUGGAUUUGAUGAAACUGCCUGUAUUGUCCAAUGCACAAAUCCAGAUGACUUCUUAUGCAGCAACCGGAGGAUGUGCAUCACCAAGGUGGAGGUGUGUGACGGUCAUGCCCACUGUCCCGACGGCUCCGAUGAGGAGCAGUGUCGAACUACAGAUCUUGCAGCUCCCACCUCCGCCGAUGAGCUCGGUGCAAGUUCAGCUCCACUGAGGUGCCGCCAAGCCUUCAAGCCGUGUAAAGACGGCCUUGAGUGUGUCAUGUACACCCAUGUGUGUGACGGGGAGACGGACUGCCAGGAUGGUUCAGACGAAGAGGAGUGUGCCUCUGAGUGCAAAGCAGAUGAGUUCCGUUGUGCUCAUGGGAAAAGGUGCAUCCCCUCGGAGCAGGUGUGUGAUGGGCAGAGCGACUGUCAAGACCGCUCCGACGAAAUGGACUGUUCGCGUCUGACUGAUGGCUGCCAUCGGCUCUGUGACAACAACACUCGCUGUAUACCAGAGACCUUCCUGUGUGACGGCGAGAGAGACUGCGCUGAUGGGUCCGAUGAAGAAAAAUGUGGUGUGGUGGCCUGUGCGGUUGACCAGUACAGCUGUCUUAGCGGUCAGUGCGUGUCCGAUGCCCUGAGAUGUGAUGGAUACGCUGACUGCCGUGACCGCUCCGAUGAGGCGUAUUGCGCAAGACCCCCACAUUGCCCGACACAGCUCCGGUGCCCAGGCAGCCACCAGUGCCUAGAGAAAGAGUGGCUCUGUGACGGCGAAGACGACUGCAAAGACGGGUCGGAUGAGAAGAACUGCGUCUCGACGCCAGCAAAGUGCAGGGAACACCAGUGGCAGUGUGGAACCAGCAGUCAAUGCAUCCCUCUGUCAUGGAGGUGUGACGGGAGGAAGGAUUGCCACAACAGCGUGGACGAGGCCAACUGCAGCCAGAGAAACUGCGCCACUCAACUUUACAAGUGUGGCAGCGGUGAGUGUGUGGACACCAGCCUCGUGUGCAACCGCAUCACCAACUGUGCCGACGGCUCUGAUGAGGGAGAGGGAUGUGUUCAACGCAACUGCUCCAGUCAGUCAGCGCCGCAGUGUGACCACCACUGUGUCAGCACCCCAAAUGGACCGAGAUGUUACUGUGCUACAGGCUUCCAACUACGAACCAGUGCUAUGCUUUGUAUGGAUAUUGACGAGUGCAAUGCAGUGCCACAUGUCGUAUGCAAACACGGCUGCCGGAACACCCAUGGGUCCUACGUCUGUCACUGCUUCCCUGGUUUCUACAUGGAGCCUGACAACAAAAGCUGCAAGACCAAAGACGAGCCUUUGCUUCUGGCGUCGGUGCAGUUGGAGCUCCUGGUCCUGGGAGUCCAUAGCGGCUCCUUGCAUCUUCUGUCCUCUGCCAGUCGGCCGGUCUUCUCACUGGAUUAUCUCUGGGCUCAACAGAGAGUUUACUGGCUGAGCCCCGACUACCAGAGCAUCCGCUGGGCUGACAUGAAAAACUCAAACAGCAAAGGGACACUUAUCAAAGGAGUAAAGUCUGAUUUCAUCGCGGUGGACUGGGUUGGUCAGAACCUGUACUGGGUGGAUGGAUUGCUGGGUCAGAUUCUGGCUGUGAAGCUCAGUGAUACCACAGUGAAAUCUCAGGACUACACUGUGGUCCUGGGUGAAGAUCUGGAGCAGCCAACCGCAUUGGUCCUGCUGCCACAUAAAGGGUUGAUGCUUUGGGCUGAGAUCGGCGGCACCCCUCAGAUCGAGCGGUCUGGGAUGGACGGUUCAAAGAGGAAGGUGGUGGUGAGUCAAGGUUUGAGCUGGCCGGUCAGUCUGGCCUAUGACCUCCUGGACAACAGGGUGUACUGGGCCGAUGAGAAGCUGCGCUGCAUCGGCUCGGCCACUCUGGACGGAGAAAAUAUCAAGAUCCUCCAGCUCGUGGAAACACCAAGCCCCUUCUCCGUGGGAGUCUUCAAUGACCGAGUCUUCUGGUCCGACACGAAAAGAAGAACGAUCCGCUCGGCUGAAAAGAACACCGGCAAAGAUCAAAAGGUUCUUCUGAAGAGACCAGGGCAGCCGUUUGGACUGAAACUGAUGCAUACCAUUUCCCAGCCAGCCAUAUCCAACCCCUGUGCCCAGCUGCACUGCUCCCACCUCUGCCUCCUGGCCCCUGCGAUUAGUAGAAAGUCUGGAGCGUCGGGGCCUACGGCAAUUUGCCGUUGCCCAAAGGGUCUGCUGCUUUCCAAGGACAAGAUGACCUGCACUCUUCCGAAGGAGUCAACGUUCAUCCUGCUUCUGUCUCGUACCACAGUCUAUCAGAUUCACUUGCAGGCCAUGCAUAGUGAUGGCCUUGCGCUGAAGAAAAUGCCAAACGGCCGAGCUUUAGCCCUGCUUGGAGUGACUGAGGCCUCUGGGCUGGACAUGAGCCUCCGGGACCUUUCUCUGUAUGUGGCUGAUGCAGGACAACAAUCUGUGGAUGUUCUGAAACUGAGCAGCGCCCAGUCCAGACAGGGACCGACGCCUGCCGGCCAGAUCCUCAAGCUGAGCGAUGAUCAAGUCACAGCUCUGGCAGUUGACUGGGUGACCUCCAACCUCUACUGGAGCAGCGCAGCAAGGCCCAAUUUUCACGUGACCUCCCGUCGUGACGGCUACACCACCUUACUGCAGAAGGGAUCGCUGAAGUGCACAACAUCCAUCGCGCUGCAUCCUCCCUCGGGACAACUUUGUUACACGGGUAUAGUCGAGGCAGGUGGGAAGGACCAGACUGAGGUGGGCUGCGUCUGGAUGGAUGGACGCAACAAGGUAGUGUUGUGGAAGAAAUCGAGCAUCCCAACAUCACUACUCUUUUCCAAGCACGGAACCAGCAUCUACUGGGCUGACAUGGGUGAGAGUGUGAUCUCCUCUAUUGGAGUGGAUGGGACGGGAUAUAAACAAUACAAAACGGGGCCGGGUCUCACCACCUUCACACGUGUUGAGCACAUCCUCCUCUGGGUCACCGUGGACAAAGAUUUAACCAAACUGUGGUUCAGUGACGGUCUCCAGCCUAACCAGCUGUGGUUUGAGACCAAGAUCAGCGUGGUGCAAGUCCAAGCCUACAACAACGAGAGUCAGUCGGGAACUAAUGGCUGCUCCAUCAACAACGGUGGAUGUGUCCAGCUGUGCCUGCCUUACCCUCAAGGUCACACAUGUAAAUGCGGCCGAGGUUUCUACGCCGCCGAGGCCGCCUCCUGCACGCCGCUCCCCGACUGCCCGGCGGGCGAAGAAUCUUGCUUCGACGGUACCAAAUGUUUCAGCAGUAGCAAGUUCUGUGACGGCAAGGUGGACUGUCGAGACCGGUCGGAUGAACAGGACUGUCCAAGCACAAACUCUUCGUCUUUCUGGACCAAAUCCAGAGAUGGCCGCCCUCCCCAGUCUUCCGCCACUCCUCACCCAAACAAGGACGGAAAGAACUCCGUCCCCUCGGUUAAGAAAGCCUCUCCGUCCUGUGAUCUGCAACACUGCAGCGGUCGGGGCCGUUGCGUCACAGAAGGCCACGUCACUCACUGCGAGUGUGUGGCCGGCUACAAGGGGGCGUCGUGUCAGGAGGCGCAGCUGGGACACACCCACGUGGCGGUGAUCCUCGGCGUCUUCUGCCUCAUUGCUGCGUUGACGGCCGUCGCUUUGUUUUUGCUUAAAAGGAGGAUCUGGCCGUCCCUCGGAAGCGGAUCCACGGAGAAAGCAACUCUGAUGGAGAACAUGGAGCUGCCAUGUGAACAGUACGACUCAGACUGUGAGGAGCUGGACUCCCCAGUAGACGUGAAGAACCCCCCGUUGGCGUUGAAGGCCCUGCAGCUCAAAUAGAAGUUCUUCAAUAUGCAUUCACAAGUAUAUUCUGAGAAUGUAUUUCUCUGGUUGUCUUUUGGUGCAUUAAAGAUGGACAUGAACCCAAAAUCACA
Molecule: messenger RNA, 7534 nt
Organism: Pseudoliparis swirei
Lineage: Eukaryota; Metazoa; Chordata; Actinopteri; Perciformes; Liparidae
Product: low-density lipoprotein receptor-related protein 1B-like
Exons: 38
Coding region: 141-7439 (2432 amino acids)
Cellular component (GO): plasma membrane
Molecular function (GO): calcium ion binding; protein binding
Source: RefSeq, a predicted model, not a curated record